Molecule: messenger RNA, 1228 nt
Organism: Scatophagus argus
Lineage: Eukaryota; Metazoa; Chordata; Actinopteri; Scatophagidae
Gene: spi2
Product: Spi-2 proto-oncogene
Exons: 5
Coding region: 273-1016 (247 amino acids)
Biological process (GO): cell differentiation; regulation of transcription by RNA polymerase II
Cellular component (GO): nucleus
Molecular function (GO): sequence-specific DNA binding; DNA-binding transcription factor activity, RNA polymerase II-specific
Source: RefSeq, a predicted model, not a curated record
CUCCAUUGUAGUGAAAUAUUACAACAAACACACUACAAAAUCUGAAAUUGAGACACAUCCUGUGAGGAAAAAUAUGGUAGCAAGUGUGUUUUUCCUGAAAUGAGAGCAUUUUGUAGAUGGUGCCUCCAGGCCAGGUCUUAUCUGGUUCAGCGGGGAGGAUGUGGUCAGUGCUGGGAGGCUUUGUUGAUGGGUUGACUGGUGCUGGUGUUGGGGCUUUGUGGGAUGGCGGUCAUUGUUCCUGUGAGCCCAGGGUAUAGAAAACGUCUGGUGUUAUGCCGAAAUCCCGUUCCUGUGGGUGGUAUAAUAAGAGUCUGAGGACUUCAGCGUCUCAUAGUCAGUUUCACGAUAUUCUCCCAAACUGCAAGGACUUCAGUGCACUACAACCAAGCUCAUCAUUGAUGGAUUCUUUCCAGGAGACCCAAUCUGACUUGGAGGUGAUCUUAGAGUUCUUAGAGGAGUACUACAAACAAAACACCAUAGAAAAUGUCACCAACGUAAACUGGACUGCAGACGAAGAAUCGCGUCAGCAGUGCUGGACGUGCUACGAGCCCCCUAAGAUCAAACCUGCACUUCAGCCUUUGCUGGCACACGACGCCCCACCAGCCCUCAGCCAAAACACAACAGCAACAUUGUGUGAGCGUGGGUCACUGCCAAACAUCGCAUCAACAAGACAACCAACCAAACACCAGGCCACAGCAGCGGGGAGUGGCAAAAAGGUGCGACUCUUUCACUUUCUGUUUGAGAUGCUGGAGGAUCCAAACAUGGCCCACUGCGUGUCAUGGGUACCAGCAGCGGCUGGCGUCUUCCGCUUUUCCUCCACAAACAAGGACCAGGUGGCAGCACUCUGGGGUCAGAGAAAGGGCAACAAGAGGCCCAUGACUUACCAGAAGAUGUCGCGCGCCCUCAGGAACUAUGCCCGGUCUGGAGAGAUCUUCAAGGUGAAGAAGAAGCUCACCUACCAGUUCAGCCUAGACACCCUGAUGUCACUGCAGAAGUGUCACCCAGGAGAUUCAUAAUGCAGACUAGAUUUUGUGUAGCUCCUGUCGUCUCGAACAAAACUUCAAAUACGCUCCUCCAUUUUUAAAAAAGAAAUCUAGUAGCUUUAGCUAUCAUUUCCAACAUUAUUAGUGUGACAGCAUGCUUUCAUAUAUGAGUUUACCUUAAGGUUGUACAUGCAUUGAGUUUGUGGUGUAAUUAAUGGAAAAGAAAUAAAGAAAAAUAUAUUGGU